AUGGAAAACCAAACUACUACAAGUGGAUUUAUUCUUGUGGGGCUCACCAAUGUCACAUAUUUGCAGCCUUUCUGCUUCUCUGUGUUCCUGAUGAUGUAUGUACUCACACUAUUUGGAAACCUUCUGUUAAUCAUAGUGGUGAGAAUCAAUUCACGGCUACAGACCCCGAUGUACUUCUUUCUCAGUAACCUCUCGUUCAUUGACAUCUGCUUCUCCUCCACCAUAGUUCCCAAAAUCCUGAUAAAUACUUUGUCUCAAGACACAAGUAUAUCCUUCCUGGGAUGUGCAGCUCAGAUGUACUUCUCAUUAGCUCUUGGGUCAACAGAAUGUUUUAUAUUGGCCGUCAUGGCUUUUGACCGAUACGCAGCCAUCUGUAAACCAUUGCACUACAAUGUCAUCAUGAACAAGAAGCUGUGCUUCUCUUUGGCUGCUGGUUCAUGGGCUGCGAGUUUUAUAAAUGCAUUUAUCCAGAUUCCUCUCACUUUUCAGCUCCCGUAUUGUAGAUCCCACCACAUCAACCACUUCUUCUGUGAGAUGCCACCUUUCUUCCAUCUCUCUUGCAGAGACACUUGGAUCAAUGAAUUAUCAAUGUAUAUUGCCACUGGGAUUAUUGCAAUGUCCUCCUUUUUCCUCACUGUAAUUUCAUAUAUUCAUAUUAUUUCCACCAUACUGAAGAUCAGCUCCUCUCAAGGUCGGCAUAAAACUUUCUCCACAUGUGCUUCCCACCUCACCGUAGUGUCUCUCUUCUAUGGCACCAUUAUGUCCAUGUACCUAAGACCUCAUUCUGUUUACAUUCCUGAGACUGACAAGACAAUAUCUAUUCUUUAUACGACAGUGACUCCCAUGCUGAACCCCAUUAUCUACAGCAUUAGAAACGAGGAAAUCAAAGAAAAACUAUUGAAAUAG
Messenger RNA from Pelobates fuscus (common spadefoot toad), 906 nucleotides. Its product is annotated as olfactory receptor 5V1-like. The coding region runs from base 1 to 906 and encodes 301 amino acids. Gene Ontology annotation, biological process: G protein-coupled receptor signaling pathway. The transcript has 2 exons. The record is from RefSeq and is a predicted model, not a curated record. Gene Ontology annotation, molecular function: odorant binding; olfactory receptor activity; G protein-coupled receptor activity. Gene Ontology annotation, cellular component: membrane. Lineage: Eukaryota; Metazoa; Chordata; Amphibia; Anura; Pelobatidae.